UAUACGGCAAACAAUCGACCACAGCGGAUCCCUUUCCCUUCCUUAUCCCGUUUAUAUGGUACGGUGACUUCCGCUGUUUCUGUAAAAGCAGUGCGAUCAUGGCGGAGCGCGUUCAGCAGCCCCCCGCUAAACGGCUCUGCUGCCGACCCGGCUACAACCCGGCGUGCAGACAGGGCCAGCGGGCUGGAGGAGCGGCGUGCGGCGGUCCGGGUACUGCCCAAGGGGGAUCGGGCAAAACUCAGAGCCCGGAGUCGCUGCUGGACAUCGCGGCUAGGAAAGUAGCGGAGAAGUGGCCGUUUCAGAGGGUGGAAGAGCGUUUUGAAAGAAUCCCGGAGCCUGUCCAAAGGAGGAUCGUCUACUGGUCAUUCCCGAGGAGCGAACGGGAGAUCUGCAUGUAUUCUUCCUUCAACACAGGCGGUGAGGAGAGCGGAGCUACCGGGGAAAACAGCGACGAGACCCGACUACCUUUCAGACGGGGGAUCGCUUUGCUUGAGAGUGGCUGCGUAGACAACGUUCUGCAAGUCGGGUUUCACCUGAGUGGUACAGUGACAGAACCAGCUUCCCAGUCAGAGCCAGAGAUCGUGUGCAACGUUGCUAUCAGCUUUGAUCGCUGCAAGAUUACCUCAGUUACCUGUAGCUGUGGCAACAAGGACAUCUUUUACUGUGCGCACGUCGUAGCACUCUCCUUAUACCGGAUCCGCAAGCCGGAUCAGGUCAAACUGCAUCUUCCCAUUUCAGAGACGCUAUUUCAAAUGAACAGAGACCAACUACAGAAAUUUGUACAGUAUUUAAUCACAGUACACCACACAGAGGUUCUACCCACUGCCCAGAAACUAGCAGAUGAGAUUCUCUCUCAGAACUCUGAGAUUAAUCAAGUACAUGGUGCCCCCGACCCUACGGCAGGUGCCAGUAUCGAUGAUGAGAACUGUUGGCACCUGGAUGAGGAGCAGGUCCAGGAACAGGUUAAACUCUUCCUCUCCCAGGGUGGAUACCAUGGAUCUGGGAAGCAGCUCAACUUGCUGUUUGCAAAGGUGCGAGAAAUGUUGAAGAUGAGGGAUUCAAAUGGCGCUCGCAUGUUAACGCUGAUAACAGAGCAGUUCAUGGCUGACCCCCGUCUGUCUCUAUGGAGACAGCAAGGCACCACCAUGACUGACAAGUACAGGCAGCUCUGGGACGAACUAGGUGCUCUGUGGAUGUGUAUAGUCUUAAAUCCACACUGCAAGCUGGAACAGAAGAUGUGCUGGCUGAAGCAGCUGAAAAAGUGGAACAGUGUGGAUGUUUGUCCCUGGGAAGAUGGAAACCAUGGAAAUGAGCUGCCCAAUUUAACCAAUGCCUUGCCUCAGGGUGCAAAUGCUAACCAAGAUUUAGCCAGCAGGCCUCACCGGACUGUUUUCACACGAGCCAUUGAAGCGUGCGAUCUCCAUUGGCAGGACAGCCACUUGCAGCACAUUAUCAGCAGUGACCUCUACACCAACUACUGUUACCAUGACAACACUGAAACUUCACUCUUUGACUCUCGCGGUUGGCCUCUGUGGCACGAACAUGUCCCCACAGCUUGUGCGAGAGUGGAUGCACUGAGAUCUCACGGUUACCCCAGAGAAGCACUGAGGCUGGCAAUCGGGAUUGUUAACACCUUACGACGGCAACAGCAGAAACAGCUGGAGAUGUUCCGAGGACACAAGAAAGAGCUUCUUCAUAAAGGGAUGACCUCAAUCACCAGUCUAGAGGGCUGGGUCGGCCACCCCCUGGAUCCCAUUGGCACUCUCUUCAGCACUCUGAUGGAGACGUGCAGAGAGGAUGAGGACUGCACUCCCGGCUUUUCUAGCUUUAUAGGUACCAUGGGGCCGUCCAAGUCUCUGGACUACCAGCACUUCCCAAUGCACCGGUUCCUCGAGGAGGGCGAGUCCUACCUGACACUGGCAGUGGAGAUCGCUCUCAUAGGCUUGGGGCAGCAGCGGAUCAUGCCCGACGGCCUGUAUGCGCAGGAGAAGGUGUGUCGCAACGAAGAGCAGCUCAUCGCCAAGCUGCAGGAAGUAGACCUCGACGACACGCUGGUCAAGAUUUUCCGAAAACAAGCUGUCUUCCUUUUAGAAGGUGGACCAUACAGUGGUCUUGGGGAGCUCAUUUACAGAGAGAGCGUUCCAAUGCACACCUUUGCCAAGUAUCUCUUCACCUCUCUCCUACCUCAUGAUGCUGAAUUGGCAUACAAAAUUGCACUGAGAGCAAUGCGGUUACCAGUAUUGGAAUCUACAGCUCCAAUGGGAGACAUGUCCCGGCCUCACCACAUUGCAUCUGUCGUUCCAAACCGGUAUCCCCGCUGGUUCACCCUGAGCCACAUUGAGUCUCAGCAGUGUGAGCUGGCAUCGACCAUGCUAACAGCAGCCAAAGGUGACGGUCGGAGGCUUGAAACAGUGUUAGAAUCCAUCCAGAAAAAUAUCCACUCCUCAUCACACAUCUUCAAACUCGCCCAAGACGCAUUUAAAAUCGCAACUCUCAUGGACAGUUUACCAGAUAUCACUCUGCUGAAAGUAUCUCUGGAGCUGGGUCUUCAGGUAAUGAGAAUGACGCUGUCAACGUUAAACUGGCGACGUCGAGAGAUGGUGAGGUGGUUAGUAACUUGUGCCACAGAAGUAGGGGUUUAUGCAUUAGACAGCAUUAUGCAGAGCUGGUUCACGCUUUUCACACCCACGGAGGCCACCAGUAUUGUUGCCACGACAGUGAUGUCCAACAGCACCAUCGUGCGGCUGCACCUUGACUGCCACCAGCAGGAGAACCUGGCGAGCAGCGCGCGAACCCUGGCCCUGCAGUGUGCAAUGAAGGACCCCCAGAACUGUGCUCUGUCCGCUCUCACCCUGUGUGAGAAGGACCACAUCGCCUUCGAGACGGCCUACCAGAUAGUGUUGGACGCUGCCACCACAGGCAUGAGCUACACCCAGCUCUUCACGAUCGCGCGGUACAUGGAGCACCGCGGCUACCCCAUGCGGGCUUAUAAGCUGGCCACUUUGGCCAUGACUCAUCUCAACCUGAGCUACAAUCAGGACACGCACCCUGCCAUUAAUGAUGUGCUGUGGGCAUGCGCGCUGAGCCACUCCCUGGGCAAAAAUGAACUCGCAGCCAUCAUCCCCCUGGUGGUCAAAAGUGUCAAAUGUGCCACCGUGUUGUCGGACAUUUUGCGGCGGUGCACACUGACCACGCCAGGCAUGGUGGCACUUCAUGGGCGCAGGAACUCUGGGAAGUUAAUGUCACUGGACAAAGCCCCACUAAGACAGUUGCUAGAUGCCACGAUUGGGGCUUACAUUAACACCACGCACUCUCGACUCACACACAUCAGCCCCCGGCACUAUAGCGAAUUUAUUGAGUUCCUUAGCAAGGCCAGAGAGACCUUCUUAAUGGCUCACGACGGACACAUCCAGUUUACACAGUUUAUCGACAACCUAAAACAGAUUUACAAAGGCAAAAAGAAACUGAUGAUGUUAGUCCGGGAGAGAUUCGGUUGACGGAGUUCACGUCUCGAUCUUUUUACUUGAGCCUGCCUUUGUACCCUUUUUAACUUAAAUAUGGAAAGAAAAAAAACAAAAAAAACAAUUAACAGAGCCACACCGGUAUUAUAUGUGUAUAAAACUGUUUAGUUCACAAAAAAAGAAAAUUGUCAUGUUGUGAAAGUUUGUGUGUUUUCUUUUAUUUGUAUGAGAGAGAGAGAGAGAGAGAGAGAGAGAGGUUAAAGAGAAAUGUUUUGGUUUACACUGAGUAUAUGUUGUCAAGUGGCAAAAGCCCACAUAGCUCUCCUGUUCUUUCUGUAUACAUUCACAGCCUCAAAGAUGAAAAAUAUGGCUUUAAACCAAACAAAACACCUCCAUCCUAAGUGACAAGUACCUCGUAUGGAUUCAGCUUUACUCCUUCGUAAUUCACCCUUGCAUUUGUGUAUUUAAAGCGCAAGAAAAGAAAAAAUGCAGAUAAAUAAAUGAAUAAACAAAUACAUAGACAUAAAUAAAUUAAACAAAACAAGAAAACAGUAUAAUCAAAUCCAAGGCUGACCAUGUGGCUUUGCAGUGCUGUUCAUCCAGAAGCAUGGCACACAGUGCUUGUGCAUGUGGAAACUUAGCGACUGUCAACAUACAUUCUCAGGGAUUUCUC
Molecule: messenger RNA, 4134 nt
Organism: Polyodon spathula (Mississippi paddlefish)
Lineage: Eukaryota; Metazoa; Chordata; Actinopteri; Acipenseriformes; Polyodontidae
Product: zinc finger SWIM domain-containing protein 6-like
Exons: 14
Coding region: 99-3497 (1132 amino acids)
Cellular component (GO): Cul2-RING ubiquitin ligase complex
Molecular function (GO): zinc ion binding
Source: RefSeq, a predicted model, not a curated record